Messenger RNA from Cebus imitator (Panamanian white-faced capuchin), 10721 nucleotides. RefSeq names its product RAS protein activator like 2 (gene RASAL2). The record is from RefSeq and is a predicted model, not a curated record. The transcript has 17 exons. NCBI's taxonomy places the organism in Eukaryota, Metazoa, Chordata, Mammalia, Primates, Cebidae. The coding region runs from base 875 to 4396 and encodes 1173 amino acids. Gene Ontology annotation, biological process: regulation of GTPase activity.
ACACACACACACACACACACACACACACACACACGCUUCCUUUUUUUCCUCGCAAAGAAAGACAGCUAUUGACUAGAAGCCCAGAAUUGCCCCAAGUUCCGACCACCAGCUCGAAUUCUUAUGAAGUGGACUUGUAAUAUCCUUAAUGCUGCUGUUGGCAGUCAGUUACAGAUUCCAUUAUUGUCGAUCUGUGCAGUCGCCAUGCGAGGUGGGGGGAGGAAUGGAGGAGGAGGAGAAGAAAGGAGGGAUGAGAGCUUCCUAUUCACAGAUUUAUCAACCUGCCUUUUCUUGCAGGAAAUCUUCGUAAAGGAGGCUGUUGAAAUAGCUAAAGCAGGAAGGGUUGGGGGCUGCAGUUCUUGCAGAGGACUGAAAGGAUAUUUGAAAACCUUUCUCCUCAAAACAAAACAAAAUGCUGAAUUUGUUCUUUUGUCUUUGUUUUUGUUUGAUAUGCUUUACUUAACUGAUUAGCUAUUGUGCUGUCUGGUUAUCUAAGCUGCUUCCAGUGUAGGAACCUGUUUCUUUUUCUUUGAGUGUCUUUAUUCUAUAUUUUUCCUAUGCUUUUUCCUGUCAUUAAACACACUUCAUUAUCCAGUGUUAUCCUGGCUUUCUCUUUCAGACUAAAGCAUAACACCAAGAGACAGAAGGACAAAUCUCCCUUUUCCUCUCUUCUACCACCUUCUUUUAACCCUAUUUCUUUCCCCCUCCCCCUGGUUGUAUUAGAUUGAUGUCACAGAGACAGAAUUCAGAGUGGAGGGAGGAUCACAUUUUCUCUUUCAUCAUUACUGCCUAGCCAGCAAUUUAAGUGUUGGACCCCCAAGAAUUUAGACUCUGUAUCCUUUUUUUCUCACUUCAUCAUUCAGUAAUUGUGCUCUGUAUGGAAAAGUUUUCUGGCUGGAGAAUGAGUCUCCUUUCCCCCGGUGAUGUGGCGGAGUGGUUGGAUAGUAGCACCGAAGAAGAGAAGAGCCUUCUGUCAUUUCUGGAGGUACCAGCAGAAAGGUCCCCUCGUAGACGGAGUAUCUCAGGGACCAGUACAUCAGAGAAACCCAACUCCAUGGACACUGCAAAUACCUCACCCUUCAAAGUACCAGGAUUCUUCAGCAAGCGCCUGAAAGGCUCCAUCAAGAGGACCAAAAGCCAGUCAAAGCUUGACAGAAACACGAGCUUUCGGCUCCCAUCCCUUCGCAAUACAGAUGACAGGUCUCGUGGGCUGCCUAAACUAAAAGAGUCACGUUCCCAUGAAUCCUUGCUAAGCCCAUGCAGUGCAGUGGAAUGUCUGGAUCUUGGUAGAGGGGAACCUGUAUCAGUGAAACCACUCCAUAGUAGCAUCCUUGGACAAGACUUCUGCUUUGAGGUUACCUACUUAAGUGGAAGUAAAUGCUUCAGCUGUAACUCCGCUUCUGAGAGAGAUAAGUGGAUGGAAAACCUUCGCAGGACAGUUCAACCUAAUAAGGACAAUUGCAGGCGAGCUGAAAAUGUUCUUCGUUUAUGGAUCAUUGAAGCCAAGGACCUUGCCCCUAAAAAGAAAUAUUUCUGCGAACUGUGCCUUGAUGAUACCCUCUUUGCUCGUACAACCAGCAAGACCAAAGCAGACAAUAUUUUCUGGGGUGAACAUUUUGAAUUCUUCAGCCUUCCACCUCUUCAUAGCAUCACAGUUCACAUUUACAAGGAUGUGGAAAAAAAGAAAAAGAAGGACAAGAAUAAUUACGUAGGGCUAGUCAACAUCCCCACUGCCAGUGUGACUGGUCGCCAAUUUGUAGAAAAGUGGUAUCCAGUGAGUACACCUACACCCAACAAAGGAAAGACAGGAGGACCUUCUAUUCGGAUUAAAUCACGUUUCCAAACUAUCACCAUUCUGCCUAUGGAACAAUACAAAGAAUUUGCAGAAUUUGUCACCAGCAACUACACCAUGCUGUGUUCUGUCCUUGAGCCAGUAAUUAGCGUGAGAAAUAAAGAGGAGUUGGCUUGUGCCUUAGUGCACAUUCUUCAAAGUACUGGCAGAGCCAAGGAUUUUCUGACUGACUUGGUGAUGUCUGAGGUGGAUCGUUGUGGAGAGCAUGAUGUCUUGAUCUUCAGAGAGAACACUAUUGCCACCAAAUCCAUUGAGGAAUACCUCAAGUUAGUGGGACAACAGUAUCUUCAUGACGCACUGGGGGAAUUUAUCAAAGCUUUGUAUGAGUCAGAUGAGAACUGUGAAGUAGAUCCCAGCAAAUGUUCAUCUAGUGAACUGAUAGACCAUCAGAGCAACCUGAAAAUGUGCUGUGAGCUGGCUUUCUGCAAGAUCAUCAACUCUUACUGUGUUUUCCCUCGUGAGUUGAAAGAAGUGUUUGCAUCAUGGAAGCAGCAGUGCCUGAACCAUGGCAAGCAAGACAUCAGCGAGAGGCUCAUUAGUGCCUCUUUAUUUCUCCGUUUUCUGUGUCCAGCCAUUAUGUCUCCAAGUCUUUUCAACCUUAUGCAGGAGUAUCCUGAUGACCGCACAUCUCGGACUCUUACUCUUAUUGCCAAGGUCAUUCAGAACCUGGCCAACUUUGCCAAGUUUGGUAACAAAGAGGAAUACAUGGCAUUCAUGAAUGAUUUUUUAGAACAUGAAUGGGGUGGAAUGAAGCGCUUUCUUUUGGAGAUCUCUAAUCCAGACACCAUCUCAAACACCCCAGGCUUUGAUGGUUACAUUGAUCUGGGCCGAGAGCUUUCAGUUUUGCAUUCCUUACUGUGGGAAGUAGUUUCCCAACUUGAUAAGGGUGAAAAUUCCUUCCUACAGGCGACCGUGGCAAAACUGGGGCCUCUCCCUCGUGUUCUUGCUGAUAUUACCAAGUCAUUGACUAAUCCAACACCAAUACAACAGCAACUGAGACGCUUCACUGAGCAUAACUCCAGUCCCAAUGUCAGUGGAAGCCUCUCCUCUGGGCUGCAGAAAAUAUUUGAAGACCCCACUGACAGUGAUUUGCAUAAACUAAAAUCUCCAAGCCAAGACAACACAGACAGCUACUUCAGAGGGAAAACGUUAUUGCUGGUUCAGCAAGCCUCCUCUCAGAGCAUGACUUAUUCUGAAAAGGAUGAAAAGGAAAGUAGCCUUCCUAAUGGUCGGAGCAUUUCCCUCAUGGACCUCCAGGACACUCAUGCUGCUCAAGUGGAGCAUGCAUCUGUCAUGCUUGAUGUGCCUAUGCGCUUGACCGGAAGCCAGCUUUCCAUAACCCAGGUGGCCAGCAUCAAACAGCUGCGGGAAACCCAGAGCACUCCCCAAAGUGCACCCCAAGUGAGAAGGCCACUGCACCCAGCCUUGAACCAGCCAGGUGGCCUUCAGCCCUUGUCCUUCCAGAACCCUGUCUAUCACCUCAAUAACCCAAUUCCAGCAAUGCCAAAGGCCUCUAUAGAUUCCAGUUUGGAGAACCUAAGCACUGCCAGUUCCAGAAGCCAAAGUAACAGUGAAGACUUCAAGCUCAGUGGACCCAGCAAUAGCAGCAUGGAAGAUUUCACUAAACGUAGCACUCAGAGUGAGGACUUCUCCAGGCGGCACACUGUGCCAGAUAGACACAUACCUCUUGCAUUGCCACGACAGAAUAGUACUGGACAGGCCCAGAUCCGAAAAGUGGACCAGGCUGGUUUAGGUGCCCGAGCCAAAGCCCCACCGUCCUUGCCACACAGUGCUUCCUUGCGUAGCACCGGGAGCAUGUCAGUGGCAUCCGCGGCCCUGGUGGCCGAACCCGUGCAGAAUGGGAGCCGGUCCCGGCAGCAAUCCUCUUCAUCCAGAGAAAGCCCUGUUCCCAAAGUGAGAGCAAUCCAGAGACAACAGACACAGCAGGUUCAGUCACCUGUGGACUCUGCCACCAUGUCCCCAGUAGAGAGAACAGCAGCCUGGGUUCUGAACAAUGGGCAGUAUGAAGAGGAUGUGGAAGAAACUGAGCAAAAUCAAGAUGAAGCCAAGCAUGCUGAGAAGUAUGAACAAGAAAUUACUAAACUGAAGGAGCGCCUGAGAGUGUCCAGCCGGCGACUGGAGGAAUAUGAACGCCGCUUGCUGGUGCAGGAGCAGCAGAUGCAGAAGCUGCUGCUGGAAUACAAGGCCCGACUGGAGGACAGCGAGGAGCGGCUCCGAAGACAGCAGGAAGAGAAAGAUAGCCAGAUGAAAAGCAUCAUCAGCAGGCUAAUGGCUGUGGAAGAGGAACUGAAGAAGGAUCAUGCUGAGAUGCAAGCAGUUAUUGAUGCAAAGCAGAAAAUAAUCGAUGCACAGGUCAUAAAUGGAGAUGAGAUUAUUCAAACAGGAAAAACGGAUCGUGUCCCUGGAUUCAGCCAACACCAGACUGAUGAGUGCGCUGACCCAAGUGAAGGAGCGGUACAGCAUGCAGGUCCGCAAUGGCAUUUCCCCCACCAACCCCACCAAGCUUUCCAUCACGGAGAAUGGUGAAUUCAAAAACAGCAGCUGCUGACGGGCUUUGUGAAUAGACAGACUGUGGAAGGAGACCGAAGGAAAUUGACCCACUCUCCUGUUCCCAGACCUUUACCUAGCCCCUCCAGGUUUACAGAAUGUUGCUACUUCACAAUGGCAAUGUGGUGAGAAACUCUUGAAUGAAGAAAGGAACCUUGUCUUUCAGGGCAUAAGGCGACGACUUCCAAGGUCAAUGCUUUUCCCCCACAUCUCUAUGUACAUAGGGAACUUAGUUCUGGGCCAUGUACAGAAAAUACCACUGUAAUAUACCAAAAGGAAGUUAAUAAUGUAGAUUACCUUUUUGAUUAUUACUAUUUUUAUUAUUGUUUUCCUCUUGUUGAAAGCACUGCAGUUGUUAGAGGAAGUAAAGUAGGAACUGUUCUAUGAGUGAGACAUGAGCCCGUGGGUUCAGUAGGUAGAGACCAAGCAUCUAUCUGAUAGAAGCACAUGGUGUGCAAUAGGACAUUGUCAGAAUGAAUUUUUCAGGGAUUCAUCUACUAGUUUAAAAACCCCACUCUGGCCCCCUUGUCCUUUCAGAAAACAUGCAAAUACCAAGAUCCAUACAAAACAAUAAUUUAUUCCACUGAUCAACCAAGACUGGUUCUGUUUGGACAGCUAAUCUGAUUUGGGAUUCACUGUUUCAGAGGACACAGACAAAAGCUGUUGCUUCAAAACUGGACUUUAGGAGUAAUUUUGAUUGAACUCCUGUCAAUAUGUUUAUUUCCUCUGUCUACAACAGAUGGGAAUCUUCUCUUUUAGAUAGGGGCUUUUUUUUUAACCCCAAUUGUAAUAAAGGGUGUUCUUUUUCCUCUUUAGAGUUUACAAAACUAUAAACAUUCGUGUCUCCACGUACCAUCUUCAUCUUCACAUGUUCACUGCACUUUCCUCCCCAUGGUGGGAGCUGUCAUCACCAACAGGGUUUACUCUCCCCUGGAGAGGUUAUUUAAAUAGCUGUCCAUAAGCCAUGCAGAUCAACACCCUUUCUUCCAUACAGAAAAGGGCUAACCAUACCAUAGCUGGAAUCUCUGAAUAUUUCCUAUUAAAAAUUUUUUUCUAUUUGUUAAGUUACAGUUUUUGUUUGGGAUAAAGAUUUUAUCCAUUCAACUAGCAAAUUUAUAGACAGGGUAAUUUUAUCUCCCUCUUUAACUUUUAAAGUGCUUCUUCCCCUCAUCCCCUCAGUAAGGAAAGGAAAUCCAAAUCUGAAGCAUCACUCUCUUAAAAGUGAUGAUUACUCAUGUUUCAAAAAGAAAAAAAAAUUGAAAGUGUCAGGAUGGCGCGUUCCAGUUGUUAUUCCCAUGCUCUUGGUAGAUCUGUCAGUAAUGACCCAAUUUCAACUUUUGUCAUCCAUAGCUUUAUGAUUACAGAACAGAAAAAGUCAUGGAGACUAAUUCAUUUCCUUUUUUCCAGAGGUAUGAACUGUCAUCUUGAAUGCAGCCUUGAUUACCAGAAGUAUGGAAUGUUACAUGUUAAACAGACAUUAUAUAUACAAAUAUAUAUAUAUAUAUAUAUAUAUACAUAUAUAUCCACACAUAUGUACAUAUAACUGCACAAAUAGGAAAAGUUCAUGCCUUCUAUACUGUUCAGAUAUAAUGUUAAAAGGGUCUUGAACCUCUUUAAGCAAGAUCUUAGCAGUCGUUUUACAUUGAGAAAGCAACAAUGUUUCUCAAAUAAGUUUAUGUCUAUUUUAAAUUAUAAGCUUUAAAGAAUUUUUAUUCUAGAAAAAGGGGAUGGAAAAAAAAACCUGAGGGAGCCAUAUGCAUCAAGUGAGCGUUUCUCCACAAGAGAAGAAGGGAACGUGUAUAGUUCCGUCUUUUGAGUGAUGCCCAGACAGACACCAAGCCCUCCUUUUCACCGAGUCCCAGGCUUACAUUUCAACUUCUUGAGCUCUGCCCUUUCUCAGGUGGAUCUUUGUGAUGAACCUUACAUUUUAGCAACCUCACCAUGGCCACAUAACCCAUAACCUUUUAAAACAGCCUAUUUCAUAGCAGUCCCUGUUUCUGCCAGACAGAGAUCUAAAAUGGGAGCUUCUCAUUGUGUUUAUGUGAUGUGCAUACUUUAUAUCCAGCUGUUUUGACACUUGCAUUUUCUUCACCUUUGGUAUUUGUUUUGCAAAUUCUCACACCUUCUCUCCAAGCUGAAGGCACACUGUGGUCAAAAUCACUCAUUUUAUUAGGAAAAAGAGGUAACUGUCCUGAAGUGCCCUUUGUUGGGGGAGGAAGAAUGUAAGCAUAGAUGUGUUCUUGUUUCGGCUAUUCUCAGCUCAAGCCAUGUUUAAUUGAUUCUUUGUAAAGGCCUUCAGUUGUGCCACAGAAAACCUUGUAAGAGAACUGUCAGUUUCAUUGACCUUAAGUAUGUAAUGUGGGUGAUGUCUUGCCAUUGAGUUUGGGAAGCUCUUAAGUGCUGAUUAUGGAUUACAGAGGGAUGAUAAAAUUACCUAUAUUGGGAAUCGAAAGAAGCCCCAAAAAAUCAAAUAUGCUUUUGAUGGAUAGAAUGUAUCAUAUUAGCAUCAUGGGAGCUCCUUAGAGGGCUCUUCAUUGGAAGAUUUAAUGCCCAAAACAUUUGGACAGAUUAUGCAGCCCUCUACUACCAGAUUAUCUUGAAUGAAAAAGAAAUAGUAAAAAUAGUAAUAAUAACAGUAAGAAUGUUACAAGUAAGCUGAAAGUUCAGAGGUGUUGACAGACGUUAAAUGUUAGAUUAUCCUGUGAGCCCACUCCUGUCCAAACAUUUUUCUCAGUAUUUCUUUAGAGAACGCUGCAAUCUGUAGAACCUACUCUGAAGGAUUUUUUAAGAAGAGAAGCCAGCAACAGGUGACAAUUUUUAUGGAGAUGUUUCUUUAUUGGCUUUUCCUCAGUUCAAACAGGUAUAUAACUUUGCUUUGCUGAGAGGAGGAGGUACAUGGCUGAAGAGAGGCAGAUAGAUUAAGAAAGCAAUGUCUUGCACUUCCUGUUUCCCUCAAUACAGCACUACAUUGUGGGGUGCAGGAUACAUCAGGGUUGAGUGGAAUUUGGAAUUCAGGUGGUGCUUGUAAAGUGCUUGUCUAGCUGAUAACAGACUUGAACAUUAAUGAGGACAGUGUUGGUAGGAGUUAAAAAAGAUUCCUAUUACCUUUUAUAUUACUGGAGCAAUAAGCAAUCUGAGCUGAAGCAGCAGAAAGAGUCACAUUUCCUUCAGGUCAUCAUAUUCCCUGGGUCUCUGAAUAAAAGCCAUGUCAGAGGAGAGAUUAUAACUAUGUAACUAUAAGAAGCACUUGAGCACUUGCUAUGUUCCAAGCACUAUCACCAAGGUACUGUUUGGGUUUCUGGCAGUCUAACAGUAAGAAAAAAGUGAGGUAAUCAUGUUGCUAUAGCUUUUUGCUUUUUUUCAUAUGGUAUCAAGUUGGUCAGAAUUAGGUUUCUCUGACUGUUCUGCUUCUGUGUUUCCCUGUGAUGGUGUUAAGACUAUGAAAGAAAAAGAAAGAUUACCUAAGACUGCUGUGAGCAUUAACCUAUGCCCCUAAGAAUGAGCUUGACUUUGGAAGUAAAGCUUUUCAAAUCUUAGUCUACCCAGGGCCUUCAUUUAUGGGUCUGUGGCUCUAUAGACCCCUGGCUUUCACUGUGUUCUCAGAGGUAUACCAGAUUGGGAGCAGAGUUCUCCUUGGGAAGUCCCAGAGCAAAAUAACUGCCAUCAGGUGAGUUUGCAUUAGUAUUUGUUUCCCCUUCCUCGAGGGCUGGUUUAGUUAUCUCUAGCCCGGAGUUCCUGAGAAGGCUGGUUAUGGGACUGAGCUUGGGAAAGGAACCCUCUUCAGGAUUACGUCAGUCCCGUAGUCUACUCCAUUGUGACCUUGAGCCCCAUGCAAGCUUGACACCAGACUCGACUUGUCACUGGGCCAAACCCAACAGCCACAUGUCACAGCUUCACUGCAUUUUCAGCUACACCUUUGAAUUCCAUCUUCUCCUGUCAACUGUGGAAAGCCUAAAGGGCUCUCUUCUCCAUUCCCCCCUUUUUCAAGUCUAAUAGUGAAAUCUCCUGCUUACCCCAGCAGUAAAUAUUGCCUUCCUACCCCUUACCUGGGGGCCAGUAAUUUGGGAUACUUUGUUUUUUCAAUAUGCCAGUUGAAGGACUUAGUUUCUUAAAAGCAAGAAAGGAGUGUUGAAUUUUUAAAUAGAAUCUCUUUUCAUGUUUGAAUGAUUGUGUGUAGUUCUAGAGGCAUUCUUGUUGUCAUGACCCAAUUAUGUAUACUCUUGGGUUUAGGAAGGACAAAAGUGAUGAAAUUUGCAUGAGAUAGAAUAAGUAUCUUAGGAGGAGUGAAAGAACCUUAGGAAGAGACUUGACCAUAAGGAAACAAAUGCAUCAGCAGUCUCCUCAGUAGCCCAGAGUUUCAAGGAAACGGGAAGAUUUCUGUCCUUUGCACACUCUGAAAAUACGUAGAUACAUAGAAAGGCAGACUCUGUAGACAACACAUGCACACACCCACACAAAACACAACUCCUGGGGCUUCCUUUUUCUGAAUGUUAAUCCAUUUUAUGGACUAGUGAUUCCCAAAUUUUGAGAUUUUCAGAUUUUAUGCUCUUGUUAGCUUUUAUGACAGUCAUUCUAGAUUCAUCCUUAAAAAUGUACUAUAUGUGUUAUAUGUAUAUAUACGUUAAAGUGACUUGAAAUUGAUUUGGUUUGGCAUUGUCUCAAGAACCCUAGAUAUCAUUAUUGAUACCAUGGGGAAUCAUAGAAAUAAAGUUGAGUAUCACUGAUCUGAGAGUAGGAUCCAAAAAUAAGUAGUUUCAGUUCCUGAUCAGUUAAGCCUCAGGUGUUUGAGUACCCAACACAGCAAGACUUGGGGAAUGCAGUGAGCCACCCAAGGAAAGGAAAAUGGUAGUUUUUGCCCGUAUUCAGCAUACAUUUUAAUUUCCUACUCAGUUGUUAUUUUUCAUUUAAAUACCCUCAUUUAACCCUAGGAAGGUUGGGUUUUUUUGUUUCUUGUUUUGUUUUGUUUUAGUUUGGGACUUAAAACCAGAUUUAUUUGUUGUUAUAGAGAGAUUUCCACAGAAGUUGUGUUUUAGAGACCUCCAUCAUCUAUGUGGGGGUACAGAUAUUUAUGUAUAAAUACAUCUUACAUGAUUUCCAAACUUUCAAGGGAAACAUUUCAAUUCUCAGUUCAAUAAAAGGUUAAAUACUAAUUGACUCAAUGACCACCUUCAGAAAAGUUAAAUAGUAAAUUAGGUUAAAUUUUGACUGGUGCUUAGACCUUUCCUAGUUAUAUUAACUUAAGCAGACAGCAGCACAUUAACCUGAGUUACACCUGUGAGGAAUUUACCUUCUAAAUUUGAUUUUGUUUUUCAUCUCCAGGGCCUUAAUAAGAGUGUGUUAACACACUACUAUUUUACAAUGAUAGCUCUAAAUAAUUUAUUUUUUAUUUCAAGAGAGAGAAAUACACCUUAGAAAAACAAAACCCAAGAUUUUAUUUUAUUUUUAAAGCCAUAUUUUUGUGCUAGUAGCAUUUAGAUUGUUCCAUAUGUGAGAUCCGUAUCUGCAUUUCAUUACCUGGGUUUGUUCUAAAGAAGAUUUAUUUUUGUUCUGUGAAUAAUUUUUGAUGGUUCUUGUACAUGUACAGAUAUAGAUACGUUUGAGGUCUUUUAUUGCUAUUCCUACAAAGACUACAAAUAAACUUUAACUUUAAACAUUUCAGACUAAAGUUGCUACUAUAUUUGACAUAUUGCUGUCUUCUAGCAUGCACUUGGGUGACAAGGACACUUGGAAAGAAAUGAGAAAUGAAACAUAUAACAGAAGAUUAUUCUGAAGAUAUAUUUUAACAUUAAGAACAGUCUGUCUUAGCAUUUCCCAAGUUCCAUGUAAUAAGAUUUCAAUUUAGGACAAAUAAAUAGUAUUAACAUGUAUUGUGAUAAAGCUGUUACUUUCAAAUUCUGCAGAAUUUGAAAUCUCUUUAGUAACUUGUGGCAGGUAAAGUUUCCUCUGGUUAUUAGGAAGUGUAGCCCCACUUAGCUUCCUAGACCACUACUAUCCUCCGUACUUCUUCAGUUAGAUUAAUGGGGUUGUUUUCAGGAUUUUUGUUGUUUAGUUCAGGUUUUUUAUUUUAAAUUCUUAAUAGAAGUUCAUUUGUCAUUCCCAGGUUGAUUGUUCCCAAAUACACCCGUCUUCUCCUGUAUCCCUGUUUCAUUCUGUAAAAUCCAGGGGUGCAGGUUUCAUGUGUAGUCUUAUUUUGCAUUAGUUGUAGGUCUACGCUUUUUGGCACAUCUUGAGUUCUUCCUAAUCUUGUUCUACUAGGGAUUAAAAAAUUAUAAUUUACCCAAAAUCCAGAGAAGAUUGAAUGAAA